UAAUAGCAUUUGUUUCUCAUUUUUUCGCAUUUACCUUCUAUCUUGAGUAAAUUGUGUUCUAUCGCGUUACAUAAACCUUUAUUUUCCCAUAGUGACAAUUUUAAUGACAAUCUAUAUGAAACACGAAAAGCAUCAAGAAGAGAGGAUGAUGAUGAAGAUAAAAAGAGAUUUAAUCAAACACUUUGUCUCAAUCCAUUUAUUGUUUUGUUUUAGACUUUUAUUCAUCUUUGGAAUGGUGAGUUUCCUUCGCCUUGGAUCGAUAAUCUAGGCGCAAGACAAAUCAAACAGUAUCAUCAUCAUCUCUUUUAAUGGAUCAAUGUAACAAAAGGAAUCUUUACCAUAACAUCAUAAUUCUUAUGUACAGACAACUUAUUACAAUCAAAGCCUUUUCAACAAGACAAUUUUUCUUUUGCUUUUAUAAUGAUCUAGAUUAUCAAAAAAAGCCUCAUAACUAUGAGAUUUUAUAUUUUGUCUGAAGUUUCGUUUUCGUCUCCUUGGUUCAUUCCCUGUUGAAAUAGCUUCUAAUUGAUGUAAUCAUAUGAUGAUGAACAGUGUAAAAAUGUAAUAACAAUUUUUAAAUAAUUUAACAUCACUUGACCAGUUUUGUUAGUGAUCCAAACCGUUUUCAACGCUAACCCAAGUUAUCCUUGAUUUAACCGAAGAAGGCCAUUAGUUUGAUUAUGAUUCCAUCAAUGAUUCCAGUUUAAACACAACUUAAUCAGCGACUAAUACACCAGCUUUACAAUUAAAUCAGUGUCCAAUCUCCGACAAUGUUUAAACAGGUAGUCUUGUCUACAACAAGACCUAAAACUCCUUCAUUUUACUCAACCUCAACACCACCAAGAGAUGAUUCCUCAGUCAAUGAUUCAGGCUCCAGUGAUUUAACUUCGGGUGGUGGAAGAGGUGGCAGUGUUAGUCACGGUGGUGAAAAUAUGAGACACAAUUGUGCUUCAAUCAAACAGUAUUUGGGUCGAUCAUUAAGCUGGGAUAUUGUUAUUGAAGGUGAAACAGCAGAGAGUCGUUACAAGGAAAUAAGACGUCGAUCAAAAAGUGCAAAGACAAAAAAAUCAUUGAAAGGUGUGAAUGGUGAUAAUUACGAGGAUAACAUUUGUGAAUCAAAUGUUGAUAUAUCAGGUUCACGAAUAUCGGAAGAGCGAAGUUCACAAGAGGCCUCAUCAAGUACAGGUGAAGAUUUGAAAGAGAAUCAAUUGUCUGCUCGUGGAUCAUUAAACAUUGAAGAUAUCGUGGAUAAUUAUAGUUCAAACGUUAAAGAUGAAAGUAAUAUUGAUUUUCAAUCAAAUAUCAACAAUGUCAAUAGUAACAGUAACAGUUUAACUGCUAAAUGGUCAUCACGCCAUUAUCCAAGUAAACAUCAGCGAACCAAAGUAUCACCCAUCACAGAUGAUCAUGUAAACAAAAUAAACAUUGAAAAUGUUAAUAAUUGUGUUACUCCGUGUGAAUAUGAGAGUUAUUUUAAUACAAAUGGUAUUUACCAGCGAAUCCAUUCCCUGGUUUCAGCAUUUAGACAACGUGCUCAAACAAUAAAGAAUCGUAUAACUCGUCCAUUACCAUUACCACCAACUCCUAGUGAAUCUCCAAUUGAUAUAAUCAUAACGCCUAGGGAGUCACCACAGCCCAAAGGUUCAUUUAGAUUUGAUUCAAAUGAUGACUUUAAUCCGGAUGAUCACCAUGAUACAGAAUCACUGGAACCUGUUAAAACAUUUGGCCAAGAGUUGUAUUACCGUUGGUCAAGGCAAUCUUUAGGUGUUAUUGAUCCUCAAAGUUAUUUUUACAUAGCUUGGCUAUUGAUUGUUGUUAUUGUUUACCUAUACAAUUGUUGGAUUAUAUUUUUAAGAUCAACUUUUCCCUACCAAACAGAUACCAAUCUGACUACCUGGUUAACAUUAGAUUAUUUAGCUGAUGCUGUCUAUUUGCUGGACAUUGUUUUCUUCAAGAAUAGGUUAACUUUCGUUGAACGAGGCCAGAUAAUUAAAGAUUUAACCCGCUGUCGUCGCCAUUAUUUAUCAACUUUAACCUUUAAAUUGGAUAUUGUCUCUUUGGCUCCAUUUGAUCUUCUUUACCUUCUUUUUGGUUGUAAGCCAAUUUUCCGACUUCCAAGGCUUCUCAAAUUUGAAACAUUUUGUACAUUUUUUGACACCAUUGAUGCCAUAGCCAAGUGGCCUUACUUUUUCCGUGUUACUCGAACUUUAAUCUAUAUGAUGUUUCUCAUUCAUCUUAAUGCUUGCGCCUAUUAUUAUGUCUCAUAUCUGGAAGGAUUUAAUGCAAAUGAUUGGGUUUACCGGAAUGAAGGCAAUGCUUACAUUCGGUGUUUUUAUUUCGCUAUACGAACAGCAACCUCAAUCAGCGGGAAAAUGCCCAAGCCAACAAAUACAACUGAAUAUUUGUUUAUGACUAUUUCAUGGUUACUGGGUAUUUUUGUCUUUGCCUUUCUCAUUGGACAGAUACGUGACAUUGUGGCCACAGCGACUCAAAAUAAAGCCUCUUUUAGACAAUUGUUGGAUUCCAUCGUAAGGUACAUGGAAACACUUCAUCUUCCUUGUGACUUGCAAACUCGAGUUCGUCUUUGGGUAACCCACACUUGGGAGCAACAGAAACUUUUUGACGAAUCUUCAGUCCUUUAUUCAAUUCCAACCAAAAUUCGAACGGAUCUUGCAAUGGACAUUCACUAUAGUAUGUUAAGACAGGUUGAUCUUUUCCAAGGAUGUGAAAGAACCAUUUUACGUGACAUCGUGGUUAAGUUGAAACACGUCCUUUUCCUGCCCGGUGACUAUGUUUGUCGAAAGGGUGAAAUUGGUAAUGAAAUGUACAUUGUAACCAAAGGAACGGUUCAAGUGUUGCGGGACGAUGCGACUGAAUCUGUAAUAUGUUCAUUCGGUCCUGGAAGUGUUUUCGGUGAAGUCUCUGUCCUUGGUAUUCCUGGUUGUUCACGCCGAACCGCAUCUGUAAGAUCGGUUGGUUUCUCCAAUUUAUUCAAACUAACAAAAGCUGAUCUUUGGGAUACUCUGCGAAACUAUCCAGAAGCUCAAACAAUACUGUUGAACAAGGCAAAACAAGUGAUGAGGGAACGAGCACUUAGAGAAAGACUCGUUUCACCAGAUACUUCGGUUGAUGCAGAGGCCAUCAUCAAGACAACUGAACGAACACCAACUCCUAAGCUUUUUAAAAUGGUUAUGGAAGUGAUUCCUCCCGAGUCUGCUUGUCAUCAGAUACUUAAUAGAAGUCGCUCCAUGUUUGAUCGAAGUGAAUCUCCUGUUUCUAAACCAAUCGGUUCAUCGUCGGGAUUGAAGUAUUUACCUUCUUGCAAGGUUAAUCAGUCAAGUCGAUCUUCCAGUAGUUCACCAAGUUUAUCAGCAACCAACACUGAAAUGCCCAUCAACGAGGAUUAUGAUGAGACAAUCAAAAACAAUCAGCAAGAUGAAUGUGAAACUCAUAAAGAUGAGAUUACACAGUGAGGGUAAUCUUUCAUGCAACAUCAGACGAUGAAAGAAAAUCAAUGCACAAAUGAUUGAAAACAAUUAAAACAAACUCAAAUAGGAUUUAUUUCAAUUUAUUCAAGUCUAUGAAUCUUUUUAAUUGUAUCUAAGGUGUAAAAACAUGAGUUUUGAAGAAAACAAAUGAGCUGUAAUUUGAAUAAAUUUAAUUCAGUUUUGCA
This is a messenger RNA of Tetranychus urticae (two-spotted spider mite), 3673 nucleotides long. Its product is annotated as cyclic nucleotide-gated channel beta-3-like. Gene Ontology annotation, biological process: monoatomic cation transmembrane transport. NCBI's taxonomy places the organism in Eukaryota, Metazoa, Arthropoda, Arachnida, Trombidiformes, Tetranychidae. Gene Ontology annotation, cellular component: intracellular cyclic nucleotide activated cation channel complex; plasma membrane. The record is from RefSeq and is a predicted model, not a curated record. Gene Ontology annotation, molecular function: cGMP binding; protein-containing complex binding; intracellularly cAMP-activated cation channel activity.